UUGCACUACAAUAUCACCUUGGAUCCAGGACCACAGCAGUGUAUUCGAGAAUUGACUGAUCCUAUUCGCGGUUCCCGUUGGCAGUUCAUUUACUCCUCCUCCGGCUUGAUGGUUCAACUCCGCCGCCCGCAAGAUACCACAUUCACCCAGUUCCAAUACGCUCCAGAUUCCGGUCGUUUAGAGCGUAUUCUCUUUCCGAAUGGAAUGGUCUUCCACGCCGAGCAGUAUGACGCUCUUAGUUCACGCUCUCAGUUCACGCGCCAGGGUAAACUGGGCAUACAAAAUCGUUCGAUCGGACGACAAAGCGAGAUGCUUUGUCGAUACGACGAACGUACCGAUCCAUGGUCGGUACAAUUUGUCCAACACUAUCCAGGCACACCUUCCAGUUCCAGUCGACGUCCGGCCAGACUUUUCCGACGUAUCCAAUUGCCCGAUCGGAUGGAUCAGCCUCGUUUGAUUAAUUCAGUCCUUUGGACAUUUGACCGGAACGCGAAAGUCAGCCCCAGUUCACGCCUUGCCCGUCAUCGUACACGUCGGCAAAUCUCUCGAAGUCACCUGCCCAGUCCAACUGAGUUAUCUCGUUCACUGCAGGUAGGCCACACAUCCGGAUGGUCUGUUGGGACUAGCAGUCCACAACAUACAAAUCUGGUUCGUGCUCCUCGAUCCGCUUUCUCAUAUCUGAGCAGCGCUCUCUCGUUGUCCGGCUAUCGGACAGCAGUCGGUGCCGAGUCGGUCGAGUGGCAGUAUCAUAAAACACUUGUGGUGAGUGAAUCCUUAUCCACAUAUUUUUAA
This is a messenger RNA of Echinostoma caproni, 792 nucleotides long. The record is from the annotation of a GenBank genome assembly. NCBI's taxonomy places the organism in Eukaryota, Metazoa, Platyhelminthes, Trematoda, Plagiorchiida, Echinostomatidae.